AUGGCUGCUUGCGAUGUGACACUUGUGUCGCCCAAUGGUGAGACCGUUUCGAUUCCGGCCGCUUCUGCAUGGAAUCAUAUCGGACUUCUGCAAAGGCUCGCUGAGUUAGAUGAAAGUGGAUGCACAGAGAUGCCAGAGAUCGAACUUGGUUUCUCUACAGAAGUGUUGCGCGCCGUUGCCGAUUACCUUGAAAAGAGCAGCAGAUUCGUUAUUGACGCACGUAGGCCCCUCACAGGGUCCCUUAGAGACUUUGUUCCGGAGUGGAAUCUGGAUUUUGUCCGCGGUGCUGAACGGCGUGAGAUACUUAUGCCGCUCUUUGAGUGUGCGUGCUUCUUGUGCGUUGUGGAACUGCGGGAGCUUCUCGGUGCCUAUGUAGCAGAGCGUGUGAAUGAAAUUGCAAAGGAGGCACCUUCCAUUAUGGAGGGAGCUGCAAGGUUGCGCACAUAUCUUCAGCUGGAGAACGAGUGGACAGAAGAAGAAACUGAACACCUUGAACAGGAGAUGCGGUAUGCGAAACAAGUUGACCCGUUCGCAUACUAA
Molecule: messenger RNA, 540 nt
Organism: Trypanosoma brucei brucei TREU927
Lineage: Eukaryota; Euglenozoa; Kinetoplastea; Trypanosomatida; Trypanosomatidae
Exons: 1
Coding region: 1-540 (179 amino acids)
Biological process (GO): ubiquitin-dependent protein catabolic process
Source: RefSeq, a predicted model, not a curated record